GAAAACAACAAGAAACCAUGCGAUCGGCGGCGAGGUUCCUGGCAUUCCGGCGAUCUUUCUCGUCCUCCGUCACCGCCGGCGGAGCCGAGACCCUCUCCGGGAAGAAGUGGGACGCAUUGGUGAUCGGUGGUGGGCACAACGGUCUGACGGCGGCGGCCUAUUUAGCCCGUGCUGGCCUCUCAGUUGCCGUCCUCGAGCGCCGCCACAUCAUCGGCGGUGCCGCCGUCACCGAAGAGAUCGUCCCCGGGUUCCGAUUCUCCCGCUGCAGCUACCUCCAGAGCCUACUCCGCCCCUCUGUCAUCCAGGAGCUCGAUUUGAAGAGGCAUGGGUUGAAGCUUCUUAGACGGAAUCCAUCAUCUUUCACUCCUUGUCUUGAUGGGCGGUAUCUUCUUUUGGGGCCUGAUGCGGCUUUGAAUCACUCAGAGAUCGCCAAGUUUUCGAAGAAAGAUGCAGAGUCUUAUCAAGCGUAUGAGAAGCAGCUGGAAAGAUUCUGUGAAUUCAUGGAUUUUCUUUUGGAUUCACGGACUCCAGAAAUCAGGCAAGAUUUAUCAUCCUUUGUGAGUCAGGUGAAGGAUAAAUUACAAGCGUCUGCAUUUUGGAGUCGUUGUCUCCAGCAGACUUUCACACUGGGACAGAAGGACAUGUUGGAUUUUGUGGAACUAUUGGUUUCACCAGCAUCAAAGGUUUUAAAUAACUGGUUUGAGGCAGAAGUAUUGAAGGCGACACUUGCAACAGAUGCUGUGAUUGGGGCUAUGGCAUCUGUCCACACCCCUGGGUCUGGAUAUGUGCUACUUCACCAUGUAAUGGGAGAAACUGAUGGUGCACGAGGUGUUUGGUCGUACGUUGAAGGUGGAAUGGGCUCAGUGUCUUCGGCUAUUAGUACCGCCGCUCGUGAGGCUGGUGCUCAUAUUGUGACAAAUGCAGAGUCCCAAAUCACGGUUGAUGCGGCAUCUGGUGCUAUAACUGGGGUCGACUUAGCUGAUGGAACUCAUUUGCAUUCUUCAGUUAUUCUGUCAAAUGCAACUCCACAUCGAACUUUUAUGGAAUUAGUUUCAUCAGAUGUCCUCCCUGAGAAUUUUCUUUCAGUAAUCAAGAACACCGACUACAGCUCAGGAACAACAAAAAUCAACAUUGCUGUUGAUAGACUGCCUCAGUUUCAUUGUUGCAACUCUAUUCAUUCUGAUGUAGGUUCUGAGCAUAUGGGUACCAUACACAUUGGAUCUGAAAGCAUGGAGGAGAUUGAUUUGGGGUACAGAGAUGCUCUGAAUGGUAUUCCGUCAAAAAGACCAAUCAUUGAAAUGACAAUACCUUCCGCCUUGGAUAGGACCAUUUCUCCACCUGGUCAGCAUGUGGUCAAUCUCUUUAUCCAGUACACACCUUAUAAACUUUCUGAAGGCAGCUGGCAAGACCAUAAUAUCAGAGAAUCAUUUGCUCAGAAGUGUUUCUCCUUAAUUGAUGAAUAUGCUCCAGGUUUUAGUUCAUCAAUUGUGGGCUAUGACAUGUUGACACCUCCUGAUCUUGAAAGGGAGUUUGGACUUACAGGGGGAAAUAUCUUUCACGGUGCGAUGGGUUUGGAUUCUCUUUUCUUAAUGCGUCCAGUUAAAGGAUGGUCAGAUUAUAGAACACCAUUAAAAGGGUUGUAUCUAUGCGGGAGUGGUGCACACCCUGGUGGUGGUGUUAUGGGCGCUUCCGGACGCAAUGCUGCUUCUGUGGUCCUCCAAGAUCUGAAAAGGUCUUCCAAUGCAUGAGUGCCAAAUGCCAUCCAGUGCACCGGGUGAUAGAUCUCUUGAUUUUUCAGUUUGGUUGAGCUAGUUGGAGAAAACUGGCAGAAAACCGAACAGAAGAUGUGUAUUGAUGGUUGCGUUCUGCUUUCCAGAUGAGCAUUUCUGCUUUUACCAUUAUGUUCUAUUUGGAUUGUGCUGCUGAUGUUCUCUGCGCGGCUUUGCCUUUCUGAAUUUUUUCUUGUGACUGUUGUAUCGAUUUAAUGUUUAACUGUGGACUUUCAGUUGUGGUUCUGGGGAAGAAGAAAUUAACUGUCAACAAUUCAGCAAGAGCAGGAGCUGAGUACUUCUGUGAACAUAUCAGUAAAACUCUUUUUCCCUCUGUUCAGUUUUGCCUUCCUCUUCUUCUGUUUGAUGAGUGCCUUUAGGUGAGUAUUUGGAUAUUUAACUUUGGUGAUUUGAGGGUUAAUAACUACUUUGUUUUAUUUUUGUCUUUUUAAGAUUUU
Messenger RNA from Dioscorea cayenensis subsp. rotundata (Guinea yam), 2227 nucleotides. Its product is annotated as pyridine nucleotide-disulfide oxidoreductase domain-containing protein 2. The record is from RefSeq and is a predicted model, not a curated record. The transcript is spliced from 17 exons. Lineage: Eukaryota; Viridiplantae; Streptophyta; Magnoliopsida; Dioscoreales; Dioscoreaceae. The coding region runs from base 18 to 1748 and encodes 576 amino acids.